UUCCCUCCCCUGAAUGUUAAAUUGAUCAAGAGUCAUUUAAGCCUUACUGCAUCUAAAGCUCAUUUACUACCCCUUUUUUUCUGUCGUGGAAAAUUAGACAGCCAAAUUAUUGAAGACUUGAAACACUUGGCAGUUGACUUAGACUUUGGAAGAUAGGCAGCAUGUUAUUUACUAGGAAACAACACAACUUCCUUCAUCACUCCAUCAUCCUGUUUAGAAAACUAAACUGAUCAAAUCAUAUACACCGUUCUAUUCGAUUACUUAGCUCUUGAAACAUGUUAAUAUGUAAAGGAAGAAUGAACUCCUUCAUAUUAGUCCAUCUGUUAAUCCUGCUGAGCUAUAGCAUAACUUUGAGUCUGGCGAUAUCUCUGUCGAUGCCUAAUUGUCAAGAAAAGUGUGGAAAUGUCACCAUUCCCUUUCCAUUUGGGAUUGGUUCCAAGUGUAGUGCAAAUUCCUCAUUCGUUGUUAUCUGCCAAAAUUCCACAACACCAUUCUUGAGCAGCAUCAGCAUGGAAGUAGUUAAGAUUUCCAUCAGAGGUACAGUCAUAGUAAAGCCGGUGUUGUCACCUAUGACUUGCUCUGCGAAUCUGAGUACAGGCCAUCUCUUGACAUCCCUCAACAGAAGUCCGUUUACAAUCUCAGCACGCUACAACACGUUAGCUGUGUUAGGCUGCAAGAAUUCGGUCUGGUUGCAGGCUAAUGAAACGACUACUAUAGGAGGAUGUACAUCCAUGUGUGCUGCUAACUCCAAAGAAACUAGCUGCAACGGCGUUAACUGCUGCCAAACAACACUUCCACCACGACUCAAGGAGCUCGAGUACAAGUACAGAACAACUGAAGCUAUCAGUGAUAAUAGCUCUUGUGGAUUUGUUCUUCCUGUUGAGAAGAUAUGGUUAACAAAUCAUUACAAAAGUUUCAAAGCAUUAAACCGAGGAUUGGUAUUCGCUCCUCUGGUACUUGAGUGGGAAUUUGGUGAACUGAAAGGUUAUACUAACCGAAUUUGCACAUAUUCAGAUGAUUAUUGUCUCUCAUAUCCUAAUGAUUUUGGACGCAGAUAUUCAAAAAAUGAAUCUUCCUAUUGUAGGAACAAACAUUAUAACGAUCUUUGUAGCAUAUAUCCUUCUCGUUAUAACUGCCAAUCAUACUCUGAUCGUUCUUCAUAUAGAUUCGAUUCAUAUUAUGAGGGAUCAUCGUCAUUUUAUUAUGAUGGAGCUGAUUAUGCAUCUUCAACCAAAUACUGCCAUUGCCCUGAUGGGUAUGAAGGUAACCCAUAUCUACCAGAGAAAUGCAUUGAUGUAAAUGAAUGCGGGAAUGCAACGCAUAAUCCCUGUAAACCAUGGUCUUGUACCAAUGUAAUUGGGGAUUAUACAUGUAUUGAUCACACUGCCAAAUAUAAAGCUCAUUUGAGAACAGCGUUUAUCAGCGUUGGCAGUAGUCUCGGCGCUCUGAUACUACUCCUUGUAGCGUGGAGGUCGACCAAAUUCAUCAGAAAAAGAAUCAAGGCGAACCGGAGACACAAGUUUUUCAAGCGAAACGGUGGGCUGUUGCUGGAACAACAGCUCUCAGCAACUGAUAAUGGCCUUGACAAGACCAGGUUGUAUAGUUCUAAAGAGUUGACAUUGGCAACUGACCACUACAAUGAGAACCGCAUACUCGGUCGUGGUGGGCAAGGCACUGUCUACAAAGGCAUGUUGAAGGAUGGUAAGAUUGUGGCAGUCAAGAAAUCGCAGAAGUUAGAGGAAGGUGACCUUGAAGUCUUCAUAAAUGAAGUGGUUAUACUGUCACAAGUCAACCACAGGAAUGUGGUUAAGCUACUAGGAUGUUGUCUCGAGACUGAAGUUCCUCUUCUCGUCUACGAGUUCAUCCCAAAUGGAACCCUUUUCCAACAAAUUCAUGAGCCAAGUGAAGAAUUCCCGUUGACAUGGGAAAUGAGAAUGAGAAUUGCAAGAGAAGUGGCAGGUUCACUUGCUUACUUGCACUCUUCAGCAUCUGCGCCUAUCUAUCACCGCGAUAUCAAGUCAACAAACAUACUCUUGGAUGACAAAUACCGCGCCAAGAUCUCAGAUUUUGGGACAUCAAGGUCAGUAGCUCUUGACCAGACUCACUGCACCACCCGAGUUCUAGGAACCUUCGGCUACUUGGAUCCAGAGUACUUCCAGUCAAACCAAUUCACAGAGAAGAGCGACGUCUACAGCUUUGGUGUGGUUAUGGUUGAGCUUCUGACCGGUGAGAAAGCAAUAUCAUCCAUCAGAGCUGAAGCAGGGAGGAGUUUAGCCACACAUUUCUUGCACUCGAUGGAGGAAAACGUAUUAUUUGAAAUACUUGAUGCAAGGGUCCUCAGAGAAGGCAAGAGGGAUGAAGUCAUGGCUGUAGCUCAGCUUGCUAGAAGAUGUCUGCAUUUGAAUGGGAAGAGAAGGCCAACAAUGAAGGAAGUUUCAGUGGAGUUGGAAGCUAUCAAAAAGGUCGAAGAAUGCUCGUAUGUCGAAGAUAGAGAUGGUGGCAGCACAGGGUUUCAUUCUCUUUCUAUAGAGGUUGCUGAUUCUAUCAGCUUCACUUCCAUCCCCCCGUUUCCGCCAGAAGCUGAGUAUCCAUUGCUUGGUGAGUAAAUAGAUGGUCUACUUUCUUUAUUUGCUUUGCUUGCAAUAAGUUUCUUAUAACAUCAUUUUCUGUUGUCAUUCAAGAGUUUGUAUUGAUCUUAGAUUGUUGCUAAACAUUAUGUUAUGUAUUCAGUAUGUGUGCUACAAUGCUUUGAUUGUUUGUUGAUGACAUGUGUAGAUAAUAAGUGUUUGGUAAGUUUAUCCCA
Messenger RNA from Salvia splendens (bonfire salvia), 2803 nucleotides. RefSeq names its product wall-associated receptor kinase-like 6. Gene Ontology annotation, cellular component: plasma membrane. The transcript has 2 exons. The record is from RefSeq and is a predicted model, not a curated record. Gene Ontology annotation, molecular function: polysaccharide binding; ATP binding; calcium ion binding. Gene Ontology annotation, biological process: protein phosphorylation; cell surface receptor signaling pathway. Lineage: Eukaryota; Viridiplantae; Streptophyta; Magnoliopsida; Lamiales; Lamiaceae. Bases 276 to 2606 code for a protein of 776 amino acids.